AAAAACAUCCUGGGAAAUACUACUCGUGCACGAGAGGCAACAUUAAAGAGGCGGUGUGGGACACGGGAGGCGAGGAGGGACGGAGAGAGUGAGACAGAGCGAGAGGUGGAGUCUCCGCUUUUGUGUGUGUAAAGCGCUCUCGUCCCGCCUCCCCGAGACGCCCCCAGCCACCCCACCCCCCUCGGCCACCCGCCCCUGACUCUCCCCGCUCUCUCACACCGCGCAGUCGGGACCAGAGGGAAGGCAUGGAGACCGAAGGGAGCCAGAGCAGCCUAUCGUCCGCGGACUCCCCCCACGACCCCUGCAAAAUGUUCAUCGGCGGCCUCAGUUGGCAGACGACACAAGAGGGUUUGAAGGAGUACUUUUGUAAGUUCGGAGAGGUGAAGGAGUGUAUGGUGAUGCGAGAUCCGGUUACAAAGCGAUCAAGAGGCUUCGGUUUUGUCACAUACGUAGACCAGGCUGGAGUCGAUAAAGUUUUGGCGCAAACCAGACAUGAACUGGAUUCAAAAACAAUUGACCCAAAGGUGGCGUUCCCUCGCAGAGCUCAACCCAAGCUGGUGACCCGGACAAAGAAGAUCUUUGUUGGGGGCCUGUCUGUGAACACCACCAUCGAGGAUGUGAAGCAGUACUUCGACCAGUUUGGAAAGGUCGAUGACGCCAUGCUCAUGUUCGACAAAACAACCAAUCGGCAUCGAGGUUUUGGUUUUGUGACGUUUGAGAAUGAGGAUGUGGUGGAGAAGGUGUGCGAGAUCCACUUCCACGAGAUCAACAAUAAAAUGGUGGAGUGUAAGAAGGCCCAGCCCAAGGAAGUGAUGUCACCGACUGGUUCAGCGAGGGGGCGAACCCGGGUCAUGCCUUAUGGGAUGGAUGCCUUCAUGUUGGGAAUUGGCAUGCUGGGUUACCCAGGGUUCCAGGCGGCCACCUACGCCAGCCGCGGGUACACGGGCAUUGCCCCCGGGUACACCUACCAGUUCCCCGAAUUCCACUUAGAGAGGACCCCCCUUCUACAGACAUCCCACCCCCCCGAGCUCACAGCCAUUCCACUGACAGCGUACGGACCAAUGGCAGCGGCCGCUGCAGCAGCUGCAGUAGUCAGAGGCGCUGGGCCCUCUCGCGCAGGAUUCCUGGGCACCAGCAGCCCUGGGCCAAUGGCAGACCUGUAUGCAGCAGCCAAUCAGGACUCCGCAGUCAGUAGUUACAUCAGCGCCGCUAGCCCCGCCCCCAGCACCGGAUUCGGGCAUGGCCUUGGGGGUCCCCUCAUUGCCACAGCGUUCACUAAUGGCUAUCACUAAGGAGAGCCAAAUAUGGGAGGGGGAGGAGCCAACUGCUGUAAGCCAAUCAAAUCGCUGCUUAUCUCUUUGGCACAAACCGAUUGGCUGCGGCAGCUGCGGCAGCUUUUCCCUUCUGGACGGAAGAUCCUAUGCCUCACCCCGUUUCCCAUUUCUUGUACUAACGUCACUUCCCAUACUAAUGUCACUUCCUGUUUGACUUUCUUUCUUGUCCUGUCCCUCCUGUAAUUUUUUUUUUUUUUAGUGCAGGCUGCUAUUUCCUGCAGUGAGGCUGUUGUACAGCCUCUUUUUCAUAUGAACAAGAAACAAAACAAAAAAAAUCUUUUAUAAAAGGAUUUUAUUGUUUUUUUUGGGGGGGGCGGGGGGGGGGGGUGUCGGGUUUUUUUUUUCUUGUUUUCUUUUUUUUUUGUUUUGUUUUUUAUCAUUUUUUUGGAUCUCUUAUUUUGGGUUAAGUAUACAUAUGUGUCUGAUAGUAAAACCAUUGUCACAAGGUCACGAAGAGGAGGAGCAGAGAACAUUGCGAUGCGUUUGCGUUUCUCCAGUUACGGAAUCAACUAAUUUGUGCGAUUUGCUGUUUGUGUCACACUGUUGGGUUCUUAAUGAAUUUUCACGCGACAGAAAAUUUGAUUUAAAACCACAAUCUUUGUUUAACAAAAAAAAAAGAUGAAAAAGGAUAAAAGAAAAUGUAUAUUUUGGUAGUUUUUAAACAAAGCGUUUGUAAUAAUAAUAUUAAUAUUAAUCAAGAAGGUAUUUUUCAGUAACUGGUUUUGAACAAUGUUUUAUUUCUUCAUGUAAGAUAUUGUACAUAAGACUUAGCGUUUUGAAUUUUGCUGGACAGAGGGGUGGGAGUUUAUUUAAACUGGAAAUGCCAGCUUUGCAUAAAACACCCUGAAUAUUGACUACCCAGUGUGCACUCGCACAGCUGAGAGACAAAAUGGGGGCAGUGGGGGCUGUUCACUGGAAAGCAGAGUCUUCACUUGCUGUUAUUUUUGUACAGGCGGUAACAAAGUCAGCAAACCCAAACCAGGAGUUGAUCUCACGGUUCUCCGUGCAGUCCUUUACCUGGAAGCGCGAGGUGGGGCUAGUUUGUCCGGCCGGACCGUUUCCCUGGGUUUGCAUGCUUUUCAGAGAACAGCCCCAGGAAGCCUCCAGUGAAGGUGUGCUUGGGUUAUAAUCCCCAAACCCUUCCCCCCUUCCUUUAAAAGGCCAGACCCCACCCUCUCUUUCAGAAGAACUGCCCUUGCUGUUGUGAAGGAAAGGGAGGAGGGUGUUCAUUUGAGAGAUUUGGGCUGGUGAGGUGGUAUUUUCGAUAUCAAAGUGAUGUUGGGUAGGGAGGCGGGGGUGGGGGGGGGUUGGGGUGGCGGGGGACAUGGGGGAUUAGCGCUGGUGCUUCCUUCAGUUUGGGCCAGUGAUGGAUCCCAUUAUGGGAUUCAGGGUGGAGGAGGAGGGAAGCUCUUACCUUAGUACUUUUUUUGGGGGGGUUGGGGUGGGGGUGGGGUUUUGUGUAUGUACAUUAUUCUGCACGUUUCUCUUCUGUUGAUUUUAUUUUGUUGUUUAUGAGUCUUUUUUUUUGUACUGUUCCGUUUACAGUAACGAUCACUGACUAAUGAAGGACAAACCCGCACAGCAGGGGAUUCUGGGAGCUAUCUCUAAACCAGCUGUACCCUUCCUCUUUAACUCUGAGUGCACGUGCGUGCGUACGUACGUACGUGUGUGUCUGUGUGUGUGCGCGCGCAUGUGUAAGGUGGGGUGGGGUGUUUCUACAUGUACCCAUGUGUGCACACGAGCUCAGGGGGCUCAUUCAUGUAUUCUGUUACAUUUGAGCAACUUGGCAGAUGCUCUUAUCCAGGGCAACUUGCACAGCUUGAGUUAUUUUAUUAUAUAUAUAAGUCCAUUUACACAGCUGGAUAUGUACUGAAGCAGGUCAGGUUAAGCACAUCCCUCAAGGGCAUGUUGGCAGUGCCUCACCAGGGAAUUGAACCUGCAACCUCAGACUUAGGAGUCAGUUCCCUAACCCUAACCCCCAACCCUAACAUCCCCCCCCCCCCCAUCGUAUCCUUUGAGGGAAAAAGUUGUGGUUGAUUUAUAUGGAUUUCGGAGGCCAUCGUUGCUGGAACUCCUGUCGGCGGGUUUGGGGUGGGGGCGGGACAGCUGCUGGAAUUAGUGGUACAUGAGGGAUAUGGGGGAAGGCUUUGUGUGAUGCGCAAAUAUACAGGAAGUUCCACACUGCCAUGGACUACCCUUUGUAUGACAUUGUCCGGCCCUUUAAAGGGCCUCCUACCAUCAGAGGUCACCCCUGCUGUACAUGGUCCCCCGCUGUAAAGGGUCCCCCAGGGUACAGGGACCCCCGUUGUAAAGGGUCCCCCAGGGUACAGGGGUCGCUGUUGUAAAGGAUCCCCUGCUGUAAAAAGGGUUCAUUCGCAGACCAUUGUUUUGUCCUCUGAGCUCCUGGCAGAUUCCAGCCAGGCUAACGGCGUGUAGCUCGUCACAGACGUGUCUGUCCCUUUACACUUCCUCACACACACACAAACUGAGCAAUAGCGGGGCUCCUGUGUGCACGAGUCCCGAGCUACUGUAGGAAUAUACACUGUCUUCCACUUCCUCUGAAUAGCGCUGCGUGACACCUUCGUAAGCCCACGUCUAUAACCGCUCGUAAACAAUGAAUGUCCUUGUCAUGGACUCCGUAAGGUCAAAUGCCGGCAUUUGUGUGUAUCGCUAAGUUACGCCACUGGAUGUUCUGAUCUAGUCUGCCGUAGCAACAUCUGUUAUCAUGUGACUGAUGACACAGUCCUUACUAUGACUAUGUCAACUGGCAGGAAUGUUCAUAGAGGUGUAUUUGGUGCUUAUGAAGGUGUUAUGGGCCUCUGGUGAAGGACACUCGAUCAGAAGUGCUGCCGUCGACUUCCGUAAGGAAGCCCCCUGUCUCCCCUGUCUUUUGUGCGUUACUUUUAAAACGUCACCCCUCAUUCCCAGAAACGAAAUACGUUCUCUUGCAUUGACCAGCAAUAAGGGAGCCCCUGUUAAACUACUGCUUGACACAAACACUGUAGCUUUUUAAACCCAGGUGAAAA
Molecule: messenger RNA, 4360 nt
Organism: Anguilla rostrata (American eel)
Lineage: Eukaryota; Metazoa; Chordata; Actinopteri; Anguilliformes; Anguillidae
Product: RNA-binding protein Musashi homolog 1-like
Exons: 15
Coding region: 246-1292 (348 amino acids)
Biological process (GO): central nervous system development; regulation of translation
Cellular component (GO): cytoplasm
Molecular function (GO): mRNA binding
Source: RefSeq, a predicted model, not a curated record